Paracoccidioides lutzii Pb01 is the source of this 876-nucleotide messenger RNA. RefSeq lists its product as hypothetical. The coding region runs from base 1 to 876 and encodes 291 amino acids. The record is from RefSeq and is a predicted model, not a curated record. Gene Ontology annotation, biological process: biosynthetic process. The transcript has 3 exons.
AUGGAGGACUGCGUAUAUAUGAUACAAGCUGCCCCUCCUGGAUUGGAGACGGCAACACCACUGGUUCUCAUCCACGACGGCGGGGGAACUACCGUAUCGUAUUGCUAUCUGAAUUCCCUAGACCGAGCCGUAUAUGGCAUACAGAAUCCGCGACUUUAUUCCGGCCAACCCUGGGAACAUGGCCUUCCGGAAAUGGCCAGGAUAUAUGCUGAUUUGAUCCUCUCGGUUGUGCCAUCGGGACGGCUUUUACUUGGUGGCUGGUCGCUAGGUGGGAUCUUGUCCCUAGAGGUGGCCAAUAUCCUGCUGAGGACUUCCUCCUUAAGCAUUGUCGGGAUGGUCAUGGUUGACUCUAUUUAUCCACUCGCGGCUUUUGAAGAGAAAGCGAACCUAGUUGGGUCCCAGCCAGUGUUUAGCAAAGGCACCCAGCCCGAAACCCGCAAACUUGUUUCGCAGUGCAUAAAGUUGGCUCAACCUAUGGCUUACAACUGGAUUCCACCAAUCUGGAGGGAAUGUACCGAUUCUGAAUUGGCCCUCCGAAGGACUGAGCUCGAGAAAAAACUCCUCUUGAUCGAACCGAAGCUGUCGCGCAACGCUGGGAAUCACAAACAUAACCUUCCGUCUAUCCCCAAGACUAUUCUUCUCCGCUGUGAUGACUACGUGCCGGUUUCAAGACCAGACAUGCCGGAUGCCGUUUGUAGGGUUGAUGUUGUGCGUGAAUUUCCGGCUCUGGGCUGGGAGAAGUAUCUCAAUGAUUUCGCGCCAGUUGUUUGGAGUAUACCGGGUCAUCACUUCAACAUAUUCACCGACGACCACAUUGAUGCCGUUUCAAGUCGAAUCAAACAGGCAUGCAAAAUGCUCGAACGCGGGAGCCUGUGA